UCUUGGAUUCGGAGUCCUCUGAAAUGGAAAGCAAUGGAAGCUGAGAGAAGCAGAGCAGUGAAGAGAAAACCCUUAUCAGAUCGAACCAAUCUCAAUCCCACCACCUUUCGCGACCACUCGUCUUCCCUCUUUGUCAAACCCCCAAAAUCAAAUCCAAUUACGAAGUCAAAACCGAAAAAUAAACCAAAUCCGAAACCCUACAAUCCAUCAACCAAUGGACCUGACAACAGUUCCUCCAAAUCCUUCACGAGCGGCGGAUCAUCCAACAACGACAGAAACAAUACAGCCAACCCUAGAACCAUCCGAAAACCCCACUCUUCAGUCCCUGUUUGCAGUGAAAGAGAGACAGCAAAGAAAACGAAGAAUAAAGGAAAGGCGAUUGCAGUCUCUUCUAAUUGCCAUCUUGAAAGAUCGAAGGAUAAAGGAAAGGCGGUUGCUGUGCCUUUUGGUUGCACUACUUUGGAGAGAACAAAUGAUAAAAAGAAAGAAGUUGCUGUUACUUGUGCUUGUCCACCUCUGGAGAAGACAGAGGAUAUAGGAAAGGCAAUUGCUAUGCAUUCUAGUUGCUCUCCUCUGGAGAAAUCAAAAGAUAAAGGGAAGGCAGUUGCUAUGUCCUUUGUCUGCCUUAAUAUAGAAAACAUGGGGAAUGAAGGGAAAUCAAUCGAUGCACGCUUUAGUUGCCCUCCUUUGCAGACAACCAGGAACAUUAGGGAGGAAUUAAACAAAUCUGAUGAUAUUGGUCUAUACAAAUCAUUCACAGUUCCUCGUCCAAAGCAUAAAAAGAAGAGGUAUUGCUUAUUGCCAGAGCAAGAUAUUUCAGAACAUGCCGCUCCACAAGAUUUUAUUGAGCAGCAGAGAGCUUACUUUAAAGAGAUUGAUGAAUUUGAGCUGCCGGAGGAAGAGGUAUCAUGUGACGAGUUGGACAAGUAGUGUUGCAUGUAGGAUAUAGAGGACACUUAACUGUAUACUUAGAAUGAAAUACUUCACGAAAUCUUGUGUUACUAGUAUUUCCACCACAUAUGUGCCAAUUUGAGUCCUUGGUAAUCCUUUCCCAAGUAUGUUCCACUUUGGUGCAAUAAUAUCCAUGUUGGAUUGUCUUCUUGAAAUAACAAAGAAUAGAAAUGAUCUGUUGUGGAGAUCAUGGUAUUGACUGCAUUUUCAGACUCUGGAUUGAUGUCAAUGUCAAAUGGAUAAUCUGAUAUUCUAAUUUAGUUU
This is a messenger RNA of Cornus florida, 1215 nucleotides long. RefSeq lists its product as uncharacterized. The record is from RefSeq and is a predicted model, not a curated record. The transcript has 4 exons. Bases 34 to 930 code for a protein of 298 amino acids. NCBI's taxonomy places the organism in Eukaryota, Viridiplantae, Streptophyta, Magnoliopsida, Cornales, Cornaceae.